GGUUCCAUGGGAUUAAAAAUUUUAGUUUGGAACUGUACUAUGUUACUAAAACAUUUUUUGAAGUAAAUAAUCUCAUUAAUGGCAAGUUUAAGGCCUAGGGUUAUCCGAUUAGCUUUCGAUCUGCUUUUCUCAGUUCUAUAUCUUUUUCUUUCUUUAUUUUUUGUGCAGGUAAUCACUGAAGGUCAAAGUAAGGAACAAGAUCAUCUCUGCAAUAAAGACUUAUUUUUCCAAUUCUUUGUAAUUAAAGACAAAAAUUUUGAGAUCAGUGGCAUGAAAAAGUGUUCUCUAAACGAUAGAUGUCAUUUACAAAAUAUACAAUAUCGCUUAGCUGAACAUGGAGGCGAUUAUUAUUUCGUUAUCCAGGCGUCGAAUCUGACUGUUCAGAACGGUUCAGAAUGUUGGGGUUAUUACCUGAAGAUUAUUUCGCGUAACGGAACAAAGUUUGAACAUAAAUAUCUAAAUUUCGACACACAAAAGAAGGAAACGGAGUAUCAUACAAAUUUCAAAUCACAACCGACAGAAUUUACUGUUUCCAUUACAUCCAUACCAUCUGGUCGUACAAAAAAAAUCUUUAUCAAUGGAAUAAAUAAAUGUGAAGGCAAAAUUGUAAGCCGAAUUGAAACAGUUUUAGAGAAAUCCAAAGACACUUUUGGCAAUUGUUCAACGUUGUCUCUUUAUCCUCAAAAGUUUCGUGUUGCUAGAGAAGUUUGUCAACUCAACCCAACAAAUUUCUCAAGACAGUAUCAAGAUGUAGAUAAUAUCAUUAUGUCUUUAAACAGAACAUGUGAUUUGUAUCAAGCGCUUUCUCAACUCCACGUGCAGCACAAAUACAAUGAAAGUGCAGGUUUCGUUUGCAGUAAAAUAUGGUUCAUGAAGAAGUAUGUGAAUCAAGGUAAACCAUACAGUGUGACUAAACUCCAAUACGACUACAUCCGUUCAAUAUGCCAACGCACCUGCGAUGAGGCUAUUCUUACAGUAUCAUAUACAUCAGAUAACAAUAGUCGCUAUGCAUAUAUGAUUGGUGCUACAGGAUUGACUCAUGAAAGAAAUAGAGAAUGCUGGGGAUACUUACUGACAAUAGAAGAUUUAGACGGAAAAAAAUCAAAAAUUACUUAUAUAAAUUUUGACAAAGAACAAAAAGAAAUCUUUCUUAUGCCUUUACCACUGCGUAACUAUCACAUCAAAUUGUUGUCCAUACCUGCUAUGAAAGAACCGGGUGUUCAAUUACCCUAUCUAGAUCAGUGUGAAAGAAUAAUAAUGGCUAAUACGCUGACCUGGUCCAGAAAACUGCGUUGCAACAAGGGCAUAACAGUUCCCAUAUUUGGAUCUCUCUUAAAGACCUUUAUUGCACCUAUCUGUAAAAAAUAUCUGAAGAAUACAGAAGAGGCUAAGAAGGAAGUUAACCGUUACUUAGAAAACAAUAAAAAACCAUGUUCGUUCAUUUAUGAACCGGGAUGGGAUGAAAAAACAACAAUAACUACAACCACACUAGCUUUAGUUAGCACAACUGUCGCCAUAUUUAUUUUGAUUAUAUUUAUUCUGGUUAUUCGAUAUAUAAGAAACCAAAGAAGAAGAAGAAUCACAUCGAAUGAAGAUAGUGCUCGUGAUAAUCUAGUGACUCUACAAGACUUUAAUAUAGAUACAGACAUCCCCUCUGUGAUGAUACUCAGCCGACCUGGUUGUGAAUUGUUGGAAAGUCUUUUACGUGAUCUGGCAUGUAUCCUGACAUCCUACUGUGUCAAAGUAAAGUUGGCUUUACUUGAUCAAAAUGAGGUGGAUGCAGAAGGCGGAAUCUCAUCUUAUAUGCAACGAAAUCUGGACAGUUGUGAUUACAUUCUUAUAAUGUUUACAGAAAACACACAAGAAAAAGCUUUGCCGAAGCACAAACCCUAUGAAUUUGCCCUGCGAGUUAUCAGUGGCUUGGCGUACCAUAAUAACAGUUGUUCCCGUUACAUUCCAAUGUAUCUCACGAGCUACAACGAAGCUGUUCAUUUGCUCCCAUCUUUUCUAAACGCAUCAACGAGUUUUGGCUAUCGAAUACCAAAAGAUACCUACAAACUGAUUUGCAGAAUCUUUAAUCUUGAGAGACUAACACAAACAAAUGAGCGGCAAGCUAAGGAUAACUAUUUUAUUGAUCGAAUGAAAUCAACAGCAAAACUAAUCGUUGAUAGCCACCAUGAAACAUGCUGUUCCAUCAAUUGCACCAAGGGUCAACUCUAUGACAGUGUGAGUAACUUGUCUUCCAUAUGGGCGUCCACGGCAAAUUCAAAAUACGGCUGUUCCCCGAGACAUACAAUCGACGAAAAUACGCCGUCAUUUAAUAUCUCAAACAACAACGAAAUUUUAAACAACAAUGGUGUCGUAAACUCGAUGAUUCAAACUUUUAAUAAUAUUAGUCACAGUAAUAUAUCGGUCACGCAAAUAGUUAACAAACACAUUAAUUAUCCAAUGAAAACACACUUGCCAUGCAAACGAUCUUAUUCUUCGGAAGAUUAACUACUGUUGGAUAAAACUUGUAAAAUCCUCCGAGGAUAAACGAAAGUAGUGUUUUGUAAGUUCACUGAAAUGAACAAUCUGCUUUGAGUAGAUGUUCUUUUACGGUACCAAUAAGAACUUGAAUUGAAGAGGGUAUGGUGUAAUUUGUUUUUGCAUUAUAAUUUAAACAACAUUUUUUAUGAUUCGUUUUUGCUUUUAUGGACUAAAAUUCACAAAAGGCCUGUUUACAUAUGCAUGCAUUUCUUUUCUCUUUCUAUCCUUUUCUUUUUUUUUCUAUGUCAACUUCGAGUCCCACGACCUUCAAACAAAACUUGUGACUAUGUUCAAUCCGCGUAGAAAAGGAUUCUUUUAAAUCGUGCUUUAAUGUUGUUAGCUAGCUACCUUUUACAACAAUUAUAAUUUUUUAUUAUUAAAUUAAUUUUGUCGUUUUGUAUUUUUUAAAUAGCGUGGUUAAAGGAUACUGGAAAGAAAAUUUGAAAUACUACAAAACUUAUUUCUUUAUUAUUACAAGCUCGUGAGCUUGUAUUAAAACGCAAAUUUGUCCUACAAGAAUGGAAAUUUUUGCCUCUCUGAGCACCGACACGGGAGUAGUCGUGUGUUCGAAUCUCAUCUUGGUCACUAUUUUUACUUUUUUUUUUCUUUUCACUAUCUUGCCUGCGAGGGUGUGUUUCCAACUCGUAACUAACUAACCAAAUGGUCAAUCGCAACGUCACAGAUUUAAACUUCGUAACUAAACUCUCUAAGUACUUGGAAUUCAUCUAAAUGACAUUUCAGGCCAAAAUUGGUAUUAUUUUCGACAAAAUUUGGCACAGUUAACAAAAAAAUUAUGAUUGUGACAUCAUAAUUUGGAUUUUUCUCACCUAAAUGUCAUUUUAGGCCAAAAUUUGUCUGAAAAUUAAAAUUACUUUAUUUUCGACAAAGUUAAAGAAAAGUAUGCCGAACAUGAUGGUGCUAUCAAAGUUUUGCUUAAUGUCAUUU
Messenger RNA from Hydractinia symbiolongicarpus, 3474 nucleotides. RefSeq lists its product as uncharacterized. The record is from RefSeq and is a predicted model, not a curated record. The transcript has 18 exons. Lineage: Eukaryota; Metazoa; Cnidaria; Hydrozoa; Anthoathecata; Hydractiniidae. The coding region runs from base 79 to 2496 and encodes 805 amino acids.